This is a messenger RNA of Solanum pennellii, 3576 nucleotides long. RefSeq names its product cleavage and polyadenylation specificity factor subunit 3-II. Gene Ontology annotation, biological process: snRNA processing. NCBI's taxonomy places the organism in Eukaryota, Viridiplantae, Streptophyta, Magnoliopsida, Solanales, Solanaceae. Gene Ontology annotation, cellular component: nucleus. The transcript is spliced from 18 exons. The record is from RefSeq and is a predicted model, not a curated record. Bases 120 to 3158 code for a protein of 1012 amino acids.
UUUUUUUAUAUAAAUAAGUUUUUUCUUGAAGCUGCAGCUUUUACCAAGCAAAAAGUGAAAGAAAAAAACCGCGAAAGUUGAAUUUUACGAAUUCAUAAAAGAAAAUUGAAAACAAGAAGAUGACGAUCGAUUGUUUAGUUUUGGGUGCAGGACAAGAGGUAGGAAAAAGCUGUGUAGUGGUAACUAUAAAUGGCAAGAGGAUAAUGUUUGACUGUGGGAUGCAUAUGGGACACAGCGAUCAUCAGAGAUACCCGGAUUUUUCUCUUAUAUCUGAGUCUGGUGACUUUGACAAUGCUCUUUCAUGCAUCAUCAUCACACAUUUCCACCUAGACCAUAUCGGAGCUCUUCCAUAUUUUACUGAAGUUUGUGGGUACAAUGGCCCCAUAUACAUGACGUAUCCAACAAAAGCUUUAGCUCCAUUGAUGCUGGAAGAUUAUCGCAGAGUGUUGGUUGAUAGAAGAGGAGAGAAAGAGCAAUUUAGUUCUGAGAAUAUCGCAGAUUGCAUGAAAAAAGUUACUGCAGUGGACUUGAAGCAGACUGUGCUGGUUGAUCGAGACCUUCAAAUUCGAGCAUACUAUGCUGGACAUGUUCUUGGUGCUGCAAUGUUUUAUGCUAAAGUGGGCGAUGCUGCUAUGGUAUACACUGGAGAUUAUAAUAUGACGGCUGAUAGACAUCUUGGAGCUGCUCAAAUUGACCGGCUGCAGCUGGACCUUGUCAUAACAGAGUCAACUUAUGCUACCACCAUCCGCGAUUCCAAAUAUGUUCGGGAGAGGGAGUUUCUUGAAGCAAUUCACAAAUGUGUUGAUAGCGGAGGAAAGGUGCUCAUCCCUGCAUUUGCUCUUGGAAGAGCUCAGGAACUCUGUAUGUUAUUGGAUGACUAUUGGGAGCGGAUGAAUCUUAAAGUUCCUAUUUAUUUUUCCGCAGGUUUGACCAUACAAGCUAAUAUGUACUAUAAAGUUCUCAUAAACUGGGCCAGCCAAAAGGUGAAAAACCUUUCCGCAACACGCAAUGCAUUUGACUUCAAAAAUGUCCACAGUUUUGAACGUUCCAUGAUAAAUGCUCCUGGACCUUGUGUUUUGUUUGCUACUCCCGGCAUGUUAAGUGGUGGAUUUUCACUUGAAGUUUUCAAGCAAUGGGCUCCGUGCGAACAGAACCUGAUAGUUCUACCAGGAUAUUGUUUGGCUGAGACAGUAGGGCACAAGUUGAUGAGAGCUAAACCUCCUGCCAGAAUAGAUGUUGAUAAAAGCACCCAGAUUGAUGUGCGCUGCCAGAUUCAUCAGCUGUCUUUUAGUCCACAUACUGAUUCCAAGGGAAUCAUGGAUCUGAUCAGAUUUCUGUCACCCAAAAAUGUAAUACUUGUACAUGGGGAAAAGCCCAAGAUGGCAUCGCUCAAAGAGAGAAUUGAAUCAGAUCUUAGGAUCCCAUGCUACUAUCCUGCAAAUAACGAGUCUCAGCGCAUUGAAACAACUCAUUAUAUUAAAGCUGAGGCAUCCAAAUCAUUUCUCCAAAGUUCUUUGAGCCCAAAUUUCAAGUUUCUAAAAACAAUUUCAAGAGCAGACACUGGUUUCAUUCUUAAUGAGAGAGCUGAGUCUUGUGUACAAGUAUGUGAUGACAGAGUAGCUGAAGGGGCAGUCAUUAUGCAGAAAGACCAGCACCCAAAAAUUGUACACCAGAAUGAGUUAAUGGACAUCUUAGAAGCAGAAAAUCAUAAAGUUCAGGUUGCUUACUGUUGUCCAGUGUGUGUCCCUGAUGAACCUAAAAACGUAGCUUUGUCGCCAGGAGAAGAUAUGCAUCCUGUGCUUGAUAAAUGCUCCUUGCUGCAUUUAUUAUACACAAAACUUUCAAAUGGUUUUCAAGAUGUAACCAUUCUGAAUGAUGGAGACCGUCUCCAGAUACAGUCAUUCACUGUCUCUCCCUGUCUGAAGGAGAAGUGUCCUCAUAGAAUACAUGUUAAUCCUGAUAGCACAUCUGAAGCAGUAAACUUUUGCUGCACGUGGUCAAUGGAAGAUGAGAAACUUGCUUGGAGGGUCAUCUCAAGCAUGAAGAAUUUGGAGUUGAAGACUCGAAUUUUUAUCCAUAUUUUGAACCUUCAAGAAAAAAUGGCAACUGAGCCACCAAAUUUGAUAUCCUCUGACCCGACAACUCCACUUCUACACCGGCGACUCGAAAACGGCGGCAGAGGGGGUCGUCAGUCAUCACUAGCGGUACUUCUUGGUCGGGUCACCGGAAGGCGCGGUGGCGGAGGAGGUGGCGCGUCGUUGUUGGUGAGGGAGACGGCGGCGCGUGAGCUGGAUGAGCGAAGAGCUGAUUGGGGUUAUUCGAAGCCGGUGGUGGCUUUGGAUAUGAUGUGGAAUUUGGGGUUUGUGAUUGUGUCUUUUGUGAUUUUGUCAUGUGCGGUGGAUGAGUCGCCCAAUGUUCCGAUUAGGCUUUGGAUUUGUGGGUAUGCUUUGCAGUGUGUGGUGCAUGUGGUGCUUGUGUGGUUGGAAUAUAGGAGGAGGAGUUUGCAAGGAGGAACUGAUGUAGAGGGAAAUGAUGGUGAGGGUGGUGAAGAGAGGAACGGGGUUUUGGGUAUUGGUAAUCAGUCAAGUUUUGCUAAACGAUGUGAAUAUAUGAAUACAAUGGGGUCACUUCUUUGGUGGAUAAUUGGCUUUUACUGGAUAGUCUCUGGUGGUGAAAUUCUUUUACAGAAUGCUCCACAUUUAUACUGGUUGGCAGUUGUAUUUCUGGCAUUCGAUGUAUUCUUUGCCAUCUUUUGUGUUGCUUUGGCAUGUCUGAUAGGAGUUGCUCUCUGUUGCUGCUUGCCUUGCAUAAUUGCAGUACUCUAUGCAGUGGGUCAGGAAGGUGCGUCCGAGGAAGAUCUCAGAGUUCUCCCCAAGUAUAGAUUCCAUAUUUGCAAGAAUGAGGAGAAACCAAGGGUAGGAGCUGGUAGGAUGGUACCAAUUGAGACAAGCAGCGGAUACCUGGCCACUGAGCGUAUUCUUUUACCUGAAGAUGCAGAAUGUUGCAUAUGUCUUACCUCGUACGAGGAUGGGGCAGAACUCCAUGCUCUCCCCUGUAAUCAUCAUUUCCACUCCACCUGCAUCGUGAAAUGGCUUAAAAUGAACGCUACAUGUCCACUAUGCAAGUACAACAUCCUGAAGGGAAAUGAUCAGGUUUAAAGCAGAGGAGAAUGAAAAACAUUGUACAUUGUUUCGGGUUAUUAAAGCCACUUAUGGAAGCUUGAAACACUACUUGCUAAAUCCAUAUCAGAACAGAAAUCUGCUUUCCAACUAGUCGAGCUUCCUCUCAUGUUCGCUUAGCAUAUUGAGAUCUUCUCUGUAGUGAAUUGUCUUCUGUUAUAAAAAUAAUGUAGCACCCCGCGAAGAAUUAAAAACGAAGAAGAGUUGGUCCUUCCCCCAGCUCAUGUAAAUUAUCUUUGGUUCCAUUGGUUUCCAAUAGGUAUACAGGAUCCAACUCUUGUAAGUAUAUGCAUUUUUCUUGUGUGUGGUUUAUGUGCAGUUUUUCUUGUGCUCCUUUCUCUAUGAAAACAGAAAAGUGGGUGAUAAUUUGAUAUCUAAGUUUUACUCAAUUUGUUAA